CCUUGCCUUGCCUUGCCUUGCCUUUUAGCAUGCUCAGUGCGUGCUGCUAUUCCUAAUAAUCGUCGCUCAUUUUGCUGGGUAGCCCGUUUGCGCCGCCAACAUGACGAAACCUACCAAGGCUGAGGUUUAUCUGCAACAAUUGGAAAACUGCCGCUGUGAAGAUGACUGGGAUGCUGUGCCCGAGACGGUACGAAAAAUACGCAAGCAUGCGCCGAACAGACAAUGCCUUGCGACGACCGCCGAGACCGAACAUGCCAUCACCAAAGCUCAGCUGAAGCAGACUGCUCGGCCCCAGACCGCAGUGUCCCACAAGGACCUCGAGAUCACGAACCUUCUGCCCAAACUUCUCGACGCCAUCGACAGCGAACACACAUUCCACGAGGACAAGUAUCAGGCCCAGGUGUGUUUGGGAUGGUUGCAUUGGGCCGUCGGGGAAUACGAUAUCGCCAUGGUCCGCCUCCCCAGCGUCUUGGAGCAAGAUCCCGAUGAUGUCUCCGAGUGGACGAGAGUAUGUAGUCUGAAAGCCGCAUAUCUCAAAGCGAACUGCCUCUCGAGGAACAACGAAAGAGUCCAGGCUCUCGCCGUCUUCGAAGCCGCCUUGGCCUCCUUGUCAACUGUCUGGACAGGUCAGAAGGGACGAAAACAGUUACAGUUCUGGGCAGAGCUUUUCCUCACCGAGUUCUGUAUGCUACAGUCUCAGGCUCUGGAGAGAGGUGAAAAGACUCUGCAAGAUCCAAAUGUCUUGGCAGCAUUCCGAUCCUGGGCCCGGUAUUGGGAGACCUCCAAGACUCAGGGGACUUCAGGCGCCCCCCUUGUCGGGGGGCAUGGCUUCAGAGGAGCUGUACCUAGGAGACGAGUGUGGAGUGAGUACUAUAUGGCGGUCUCCAGUAUUCUGGAACUUGGCCUGCCUUUCCCGACCGGUCACAUCAAUGCCACCACAAGUGAGACCUCUACCAGGAGUCAGUUACGUAUAGAGCUCAAGAAAGCAGAGGCAGCCUAUGAGUCCCUCUUGCUGAGCGAGACCACAUUCCCUCGCGCCAACGAAGAACGAGAAGAGAUAGAGGAUUUCAUAGGUCUCAUUAUGAAGAACUGGAGUAUUCUUGGUGGACGCAAUUGGCAUGAGCAUGACCUUGGACAAGGUGGUAAAGAAGGUCUCAGUCGUGGCGUUCUUGAAAUACUCUAUCGUGCAGCAACCAAAACUUUUCACUCGACUGCGAUUCUGCGACAUCUCUUCACAGUCCACCUUGCUGUUGCAGAGUUUGACUUGGCCUUCAAAGCUUUCGAUUCAUAUCUCGAGAUUGUUAAGAAGGGCAAGGCCCGCGUUGACAAGACUGGGCAUCCUGAACCAAGUCUUGACGACGAUGCAACCGUGCUGGAAACGAUAUCCACAGCAGUGACAGCAUUGUGCAAAUACGGCUUACAAGACGAAGCUGAAACAGCAUAUGGUUUGGGUGCUGAAUUGGAAGAGAUGCUGCAUAAACUACCAGCUCCUUUUCCCAACACGGAAGAAAACAUCACAUCUUUGCCAGAGGAGAAUGCCAACGGUGUGGUUCUUCACCCAAGAUUACCAGCCAAGGUCAACGCCAUGGCAUGGCAGGCAAUUGGCCUUUCACAAGCUCAGUGGGCCAGGAAGACCUUUGAUGCUGCAUCUCGUACGGAGAUCCAGAGCAAGGCAAUUCGAAGCUUCCAAAAGUCCUUAUCUCCAGAUACAGGCAAUCCCACCGACGUUCGCACUCUGUUCACCCUUGGCCUCCUGCUUGCUGAGUCCAGAGAAUUAACAGCGGCCAUUGACAUUGUUAAGGCUGCACUAAUGUCUAACAAGAAAACAACUGGCAAUUCGUCUUCGGCAGGAAACUAUUGGCGUGAGCGCUCCCUGAUACCAGUGUGGCACCUCCUUGCUUUACUACUUAGUGCACGACAAGACUACGUUAUGGCUGCACGAGCAUGCGAGGGAGCUUUCGAACAGUUCAGCGAUCCAACAGUGUUGUUCGGGCCGCAAGGGUUACAAGGACAGUUCCGAAGCGAUCACCUUAACGAGGCGGAGGCCAAUAAUGGGUUGUCCCAUCCCGCCCUUGUGGAUGAGAUGGAUGACAGCGAGAAAGAGAGCAUCGUCGAGGUGAAAAUGACACAGCUCGCACUUGUUGAGCUUCUCGAAGGUCCAGAGGUAGCGGUCAACGCCAGUCACGAAUUACUUGUCCUGUAUACCAGGCUGUUUGGAAGUCUUCAGCCGAACACGGCGCCUUCACCGACAACUCAAACGUCACCUGUGACUGUGCCAAAAAGCUCUGCUGGAACCUUGCGCAGCCUCAGGGGUAGUGUUUUCGGCCAUAGGGGCAGGGCCACCAGUAAGCUCAGGGAGUCCAGCACUAUCGAAGAGAAGUCCGACUCACCCGAACGACCUCAAACUGCUCAAACCAGCACGACUACCGCCACUGCUGCUCCAACAAUUCAGAUUACCAGGGAUAACACCGAUCAGUCAGAUGCGCGCUCUCGAAAAUCGGCAAGCAGUGUGCGGGGGCGAAGAAGUAGUUCUGUAAAACGGAGUGAAUCGAUGAAGAGAGGCAAUAGUCUGAAGAAGCGUGACAGUAGCAGCCAUCGGCGGCGAGCGGGUAGCACUGGAGCCCCGCGUCAAUCGGGCCAUCAACCAACCAUAUCUGAUGGAGAUGCCUACUUCACCCCUUUGGGUGACUCGGCCGCCAAUGAUCGACCUGACUUCUUUGCCUCGAACACGAAGGAUAAAAUCGCCAGACAGCAGUCCUUCUCCAAGAACAGAGGACUCCUCAGAUUCGAUUCAUCGUUGUCGUCCAAUAGGGUGUCGACAAACUCUGAAAUGCUCAUGCUUGAUUCAUUAUCGCCACCAAACCCACUGCCAACUCUGCAAUUUCCUGUGGAACAGGUACGCCGACAGCGACAGACAGUUCUGAUCAAGGUGUGGCUAUUGAUUGCUGCUUUCUACCGUCGCGCAAGCAUGUAUAGAGAUUCGCAAGGAGCAGCCGACGAGGCCAAGAAGCUUGUGUCAGCGAUGGAAGCAGACAUAGCGAAAGACUCAUCGGGUUAUGUUGCGACCAACCACCCUGGUUGGGGCGGAAAGAAGAGUGUCGAGGAGCUAUGGGCUGACGUCCACUGUGAGAUGGGUUACCUCUCAGUGGCCGAAGAAACCCCCUACAAUGGACGGGCUGAAUUUGAGGAAGCUUUGAUGCAUUAUCCAAAUCAUCCAGCAGCUAUCGUGGGACUCUCAAACAUACUUCUCGACCUCUACGCCGAGAUUAUCCUACCACACUCUGCCAUCCCAGGCAUCACCGGACCGGAUGGUGAGCCAGUGGACAUAAGUAGCACAAUGUUGGGCUCAGAUACUCUGGCGUUACGACCCAAGUCUAGCCUUGCAGUUUCCGCUCUACCUUCUGGGCCGCUGGGCCUUGGGGCGGAGGGUACGGUUUCAACCGCAUCGCACCCACCAGGCAAAACGCCAUUGCCAAACAAGCAGUCAAUCAAACCAGGGACGGUUGAAGAGCUCCCUGCGCCAUACAAGGCCAAGUCGCUUCCACUUAUUGAUAGGCUUGCUGCCAGAGACCGCGCAUAUGGUCUGUUGUCUGGUUUGACCAAACUCGGAUCCGGCUGGAAUUACUCGGAUGCCUGGUUCGCUCUAGCUCGGGCUCAUGAAGAAAGCGGCCAACCUGAUAAGGCAAAAGAAGCAUUGUGGUGGUGCGUUGAGCUCGAAGAAGGCCUCGGUGUUCGUGAUUGGAGCUGUGUCGGUGCAGGCGGAUACGUGUUGUAGUCCGUGACCAAGAACACAAAUCAAGAUUACGCCAGCAGACAAAUUCAAGACAGCGCAUAUGCGCCUGAAAAGAGUCCCAAGUUAAAGUUGGUAAUAUAUAGCGUUACUGCAAAGAUACCCAGUAUAGGAUGAGAUUAAUAUCGCGACACCUUGAACUAUCAAUGCAACAACUGAAUUUAACCAAGUAAAACAAA
This is a messenger RNA of Truncatella angustata, 3969 nucleotides long. Its product is annotated as filamentation protein. Gene Ontology annotation, molecular function: protein binding. The record is from RefSeq and is a predicted model, not a curated record. Bases 101 to 3775 code for a protein of 1224 amino acids. The transcript is spliced from 4 exons. Lineage: Eukaryota; Fungi; Ascomycota; Sordariomycetes; Amphisphaeriales; Sporocadaceae.